Messenger RNA from Phyllostomus discolor (pale spear-nosed bat), 673 nucleotides. It is a transcript of the gene FGF4, whose product is annotated as fibroblast growth factor 4. Lineage: Eukaryota; Metazoa; Chordata; Mammalia; Chiroptera; Phyllostomidae. Gene Ontology annotation, biological process: positive regulation of protein phosphorylation; regulation of cell migration; animal organ morphogenesis. The record is from RefSeq and is a predicted model, not a curated record. Bases 1 to 612 code for a protein of 203 amino acids. The transcript is spliced from 3 exons. Gene Ontology annotation, cellular component: cytoplasm. Gene Ontology annotation, molecular function: fibroblast growth factor receptor binding; growth factor activity.
AUGCCGGGGACCUGCGCGGCGCUGCUCCCGGCGGUCCUGUUGGCGGUGCUGGUGCCCUGGGCCGACCGCGGGGGCGCCGCCGCGCCCACCGCACCCAACGGCACGCUGGAGGCCGAGCUGGAGCGCCGCUGGGAGAGCCUGGUGGUGCGUUCGCUGGCGCGCCUGCCGGUGGCAGCGCAGCCCAAGGAGGCCGCCGUCCAGAGCGGCGCGGGCGACUACCUGCUGGGAAUCAAGCGGCUGCGGCGGCUCUACUGCAACGUGGGCAUUGGCUUCCACCUCCAGGUGCUCCGCGACGGCCGCAUCGGCGGCGUGCACGCGGACACGGGCGACAGCCUGCUGGAGCUCUCGCCGGUGGAGCGGGGCGUGGUGAGCAUCUUUGGCGUGGCCAGCCGGUUUUUCGUGGCCAUGAGUAACAAGGGCAAGCUGUACGGCUCGCCUUUCUUCACCGACGAGUGCAAGUUCAAGGAGAUCCUCCUCCCCAACAACUACAACGCUUACGAGUGCUACAGCUACCCCGGCAUGUUCAUCGCCCUGAGCAAGAACGGGAGGACCAAGAAGGGGAGCCGAGUGUCCCCCACCAUGAAGGUCACCCACUUCCUCCCCAGGCUGUGAGGGGGCACGCCCUGCCUCCACCUCGGGGAGGCCCCUGGGAGGCGCUCACUCGCCGGGGGCC